This is a messenger RNA of Lepisosteus oculatus (spotted gar), 896 nucleotides long. The record is from RefSeq and is a predicted model, not a curated record. Lineage: Eukaryota; Metazoa; Chordata; Actinopteri; Semionotiformes; Lepisosteidae.
UCAGAUCUCUAUACGAUGUGUAAAGGCAGCCAGCCUGUGCACAGAACUUCAGGCCUGUGAAUUCAUACAGAAGAAUGAGCUAAUUCUCUGGAGCUGCCCUUGUGCUCAUUUUGAAACUGAUUCCAAUGCUGUUCAAAUAUGAAACAAAGUCAUACAGAGGAGGCAGAAAUAAAUUCCACAUUGUGCACAAAAUAUAUUUUACACCAAUUUGAUUAGUUAGACAAAUUAUAGGCAUCUAGAUUUACCACUACAGUUUGCAUCCUAACACACAAGACUCAGGGUGAGAACUGACAUUUCUGCAGUGCUCUGACUGCCAGCCCAGUGAACCACACAGGCUAAUCUCCCAGAAUCCACUCUACUUUCUGGGCUUUCGGACUCAACCUGCACUGCAAGAGGAGCUGCUGACAGACUGAGCUGCAUCUCUAGUCACAGGUGUCAAUAGCUCCUCUCCCCUGGUCUGAUCUGUCUCUUGUACUUGUAAUGGGGUUUGUCUCGAUGUGUGUCAUUGUAGCCUAUGGAGACAGCACCCCCAAUGGGCUGGAGUGUUUCACCUGUGAAGGACAGGAUUGCACCAAGACUCUACAGUGUGUGGGGGCUGAAGACCGCUGCAUAAAAACCACUGUAAAGUUUAGGUUCUACAAGUUUGUCAUGAAGGGAUGUGUCAGCAAGAACGCCUGUGUUGCACAGGGCAGUGAGCAGCUGCCCAAGUACCUCGGUGAGGGGUUCAGCUGCUGUCAGGGGAACCUGUGCAACAGCGCCAAGCGUGUCGCGCAGAACAUCUUCCUCCUCCUGCUGCCUCUCGCCUCCGUCAGGUUCCUCUUCUGAGCUCCGACACGCCAACGUGCCUCCUGACAGGACUCUCCCCACCUGCCGCACACUGGAGGAGCGGCCUGUCC